This is a messenger RNA of Lates calcarifer (barramundi perch), 1753 nucleotides long. RefSeq names its product band 4.1-like protein 4. Lineage: Eukaryota; Metazoa; Chordata; Actinopteri; Centropomidae. The record is from RefSeq and is a predicted model, not a curated record. The coding region runs from base 1015 to 1644 and encodes 209 amino acids. The transcript is spliced from 13 exons. Gene Ontology annotation, cellular component: cytoskeleton.
UCAGAGUUUGAGUUGAAACAUAACAGGUUUUUAUAUAAAAACAAAAACAAGUGAAGAUGUAAAUUAGAGUGGUGGUGGUGGGGUGUCUCCAUGGCAACAAAUCAACAUGACAAUGAGAAAGAGGAAGAGAGGGAGGGAGGGGAGGAGGGAGGAGGUCGUUUCCACAGCAACAUAACAACAGAACAAGAAGAAAACAGGAGAGAGGAGAGAACGACUGUGAAAGAGAAGAAAAAGAAAAGAAAGUAAAUCACCAGAGAAAAAUAGAAAGAAGGAAAAGAAAGAGAGAAGGAGAAAGAAGAAUAAAAAAAGAAGAAGUGAAAGAGUGGAUCUGCAGCAGCAGGGAAGAUGGCCUGUUUCCGUGGCAACCAAGAGAAGUUUUAUGGAGAAGUUCUCCUAUUGGACGAGACAAAGAUCUCGCUAACGGCUGAGCGAGGCAUCAAGAAAUCCUCAAAGGCGGCGGCCAUCUUGAACCAGGUGUAUUCUCACCUGAACCUGGUUGAAGUUGAAUUCUUCGGUUUGAGAUUCUGUGACAACAAACAUCAGACGGUGAUAACAUGAAACUGACCUGAAAUAGCUUCACUGAAUUUUAUAGAAACGUUAAUAAUGAAUUUGUUUUUGUUUCAGCUCUGGUUGAAUCCUUCAAAAACUCUGUCACAACAUCGAGAGCUCAGCAAGUUUUUUUUUUACUCUGUAGCAUUUUGAGAUUUCUUUCGAAGUGUGAAAAGUGUGUUAGAAAUAAAAUGUAUUAUUAUUAUCAUUAUUAUUAAGUUUUUAGUCUCAACAAAAAUAUUUAUUUUUUUUAUAUUCAGUUUUAAUUUUAAAAAUCUGUUUUCCCUCUGUUUUAUCUCAGUCGGGCCUCCGUAUAUUUUUUAUUUUGGAGUCAGAUUUUACGCUGAAGAUCCAUCGAAGCUGAAAGAGGAAACACGGUUCCAGUUUUACCUGCAGGUUUGUCAGGAUGUCCGCCGAGGUCGCCUGCUGUGCCCCCCCCACCUCAAACCUCGACUCUUCGCUCUGAUGCUGCAGGCUGAUCGAGGUGACCACGGUGGACCGGAGAUGAUGGACUCAGAGGAAAACCAGGAAAUACAAAACCUCUACAGAUCAUUCAGUGGUGUCUCUCGUCCUCAGGCUCAGAGCCUCUUCCUGUCUCUCUGCAGUUCUCUGCAGAUGUACGGAGUGUCUCUGUUCAACGCCUACGGGGAGAACCAGUCUGACUACUUCCUGGGUCCAACCCCAGUAGGCGUGGUCAUCUACAAGAACAAAGUGCUGGUGGGAAAAUAUUUCUGGCAGAGAAUCACCAAACUUCACUUUAAAGACGAGACGUUUGAGCUCAGAGUUGUUGGAAAAAAUGGCUCAGAGACGUCGUUCUUCUUUCAAAUGUCUGAUCGAUAUGAGUGUAAACGUCUGUGGAGAUGUUGUGUCGACCAUCACAUCUUCUUCAGGAUGUCAGAGUCAAAUCCUUUGACAAACAAAAUGAAACACAACAGCACUGCUCGCUCACCCAGUUUGUCUUUUCCUCGGCUGAAUGGCAGCAUGAGAAACAAAACUUUCUGUAUGAGACCAAAACACCACAAUGAGUUUACUCAUUUAACUGUCUCCGCCCACCUCUUCUCCAGCCAAUCAGACAGCAGAGAAUGUUUGCAGUGAACCAUGUGACAACGCAGGCAGCACCACCUGCUGUUCAAAGGUCUGAGGGCAGGGUAGAGGAGGACCAUGCGAAGCCCAGUGUACCAUGGGAAAGCAGCGGCCCUCUGAG